AUAUGUACUAGGGGGCUGGUUGGGAUAGGACACCUCUUUAUUCCAGCUGGUGACUCCUGCUUGUUUUCAAAGCACCUCCUAGAUAGAUCACCCAAUGGUCUACAAUUUUUUUUUUUGAAUUUUGAGCACAAGGAGCAUAAUAUGGUUCUAUUGGAUCAGCUUUGCAGAGUAACCAAUAUAAUGCUUCACUCACACAAUGAUACAUAAACUUUGCUCCUCGGAUUGUAAUCCAAUCUCCCAGUCAAUGAUAAAUGGAUGGCCAAAUGAGAUUUCGGAUGGCAUCCUUACCUGCGGAUGGAUAAAAAUUGUGCUUUUAUAUUUAGAUAGUGAUGCUUUCGUUGUGGAUAGUUUGUUGUAAAAACAGCCUAUUUGUGAAGAUCACACGAUAGCCUUUCAUAGUUUAAUUGAUUAUUUCUUUAUUAACUGAACGUCUUUUCUUCUUGAUUAUAAAGAAGGAAAAGGAAGGUUUAUUCCCUCUGUUCAGUAAACUUCAUGGUAUAUAAUGUUGUGCAGCAACAUAGUCUUGUAAGUGUGAACAUAAUUUAUGUUGUGCUUAAUUAUUCUUUCGGCCAUAGUAAACGAAUACUAAAUAAUAUUAUUUUUCCAAUUUGAAAUUUAAUUGAAUUGAUUAGGCUAUGAGCGUAUAAUAUGUUAACUCCUGAUUAGUUAGUUGCAUAACCAUUAUUCGCUUCAUUGUGUUACCCUUCUCUCUGACAAGUGCAAACUAUUUUCACAAUUCUGGUCUGCUCAUAUCUUUUUUGGAUGAAAAUUAACAUGAUUUUCACUAGAGCAUUCUUGAUAGGAAUGCUCAUGGAUUAAUUUAUUACCGUGUUUGUAAAAAUAGUGGGGAUCUAAAUCUCCAUUGCCUGUUAAAUAUUAUUAUUGUAAAGAGUACGUUUCAAGUGAAUUCUCUGUCGUGUGGCGAACUUGGAUCAUGGUUGUUUACAUAAAUAUUAAUUAACGCAGUAUGAUCAGUGUGUUUAUUAGAAGUAAUUUCAGUGUGCUAAACUAGUAAAAAAAAAAUACCAGCGAACUAUGAGAGUAACUUAGCCAACUUUAACUCGUCAUCUAUGUUGUUUAUGCAAUCAACAAGGCAGUGAUAAUUUUCAGCCGGACAAUGUUGUAGAACUACUGAUUAGAACUGAUUGUGAAUAUUGUCUCAAUAGCAUUCUGAGACGGAUGACUGAAUUUACUUAACCCUAUCACACGAUUGGUAGUCUAAAAAAUGGUUGCAAUAGCACAAAGUCUUGGAAAAAGGUGAUUCGGUUAGUCCAGAUAGUUUAUACAAAGUCCUUUGCACACAAAACAAAACAGUUAUAAUGCAUUUAGUUGUUGCGGUGUAUAUUAGUUUGCAAUGCAGACAAUUUACAGAACACACAUUGGAAUGUAUCUUAUGCAAACCAUUGGCUAGGUCCUAUUCACUUAGUUUAUUUUGAGCAUUGAGUUAGCUAAAAGAAUCCCAGAACUGGAAGCAGCGCAAUGAAUUCAUAUUCGACGGCGCCCAGCCCCUUGUCCCUGUCCUAGUCUCCAGGAUCAAGGAUGAAGCUGUGCAAUGGGCACGCGCUGGUGCUCGUGGCUUGCGAGACAUCCUACCCACCACCUGGGAUGUACACUAGAUUUUACUGCUUUUGCAUGAUCUUGGCCUCUUAGGAGGAUUGUAAAAAACUUCUAUCUUUUCAAUGCAAUGAAACGCAAAAGUCUUUUGCGUUUUCUCGAAAAAGAAUCCCAGAACUUAUGUUCUGAUAGUGCUUACCAUCACAUUAAACACGUUUAAACUCAACCUAUACGAUGACAAUGAAACCCAAUAGUAAUGAAGCUUAUGUGAGCAGCACUAGAGUAGCUUUUGAUCUCUUUACUUUCGGUUUAUGAUUUGUCAUUUGUUUUGCAGCACGUGUGACUUUUUAUUGAAAAUCUGUCAUGUAUUGCUAGCUGACUUUUGAGGACCAUUUCUACUAUUUUGGUUACAUUGAUUUAAUUCCCGACAGCUCGCUUCACCAACAGCUCGCUUUGCGGCCUUCUUCGCCAUCUUGUACUUCUCUAUGUUGUCUGCACUCCUAUCCAGGUAGAAAGCACAAAGUGUGAAAGGGCUAAUGGAAGCAUAAAUCAUGCAGAAUCAGAUAUGGUGAUAAGAUCUUAUUGCUUUGCAUCAGGAAGUAAGAAUACAACAACUUCUCGGUCUCAUCUAUAUGAUAUAGGGGUGAGCAUUGCCGGUGUCAUCUCAUUUCAUCAGCUGCGGAAUUAAUGGGUUCAAAUAGGCUGCCCUUUGGAUUCAUUUCGGGAGGAUAUAGCUGCAGUGAGCAAUAUGAUUGGCAGCAGUUAACCCUUCGUCAAAGAGAACAAGCAACAAGGGAGCAACCCCAUAGCAGUGCAAACUUGAGGUACCCUGUGCAUAUACCCAACAGGACUGAGAGGACUAGUCCAUCCUUUGAUUGUGUUUGUGAUUAUGCAAAAGGGGCUGAUGGACAUAUUCAUGAUAUGGUAACCCUUGGCAAGGUUUGUCAGUUUAACGGGGGAAGUAGCACUCAGAAUGGACCUUAUCAAGCGGACCAAUAUCUGCCAUCUUACUUUCCAGUUGACCAUUUUUCUGAGAUAGAUGAAGCACGGCAUCGGGCUUACAUGGACAGUUUCUACACUGACAAUAAUCCUUAUCACACCUCAGCUAGUCGGUUGCGUCAUAGGGAUGAACAAAGGAAAGCUUACACCAAGAAGCCAUUUAAGAAAUUGCACACUAUAAAAAAUUCAAAAAAACUGCGCACUAUCCAUCCUAGGCAACUUGAGCUUUCACUCCGUGAGGAUUUUGAUGAUAGGUUGGGCAUUAGAAAUUGCAGGAAUGCUUAUCAUGGCAAGAGGUCAAAAACAAAACCGGCAAGGUGGAGUUCUCAGAAAAACAAUUCCAGUGUGCCUUGUGUUGGUAAACAUGGUAGAAGCAGCCGGCAGACAAGAUCUGGAGAACAACCGUUUGAACAGGAAGCUGAGAACAGUAGAUACAAAAGGUAUGGAGGUCAGCUGGCCGGAGAGAAAGCUAAGAAGCGUAUGAUUUAUGAGGGGCACCCUAAAGGAUUAUGUUCACUUCGUGAGCAGGAUGAGCAUCCGCAUCAUGAGGUACAUCGUAGUGGUUCUGAUACGAUGAGAAAUGACAAUUGGGAGAAAAAUGCUAAAACAAACGAUGAAGUAGAUCAUAAUGGAGCAGAAGGGAACUGCUAUCUAAUGAAGAAUAUUCGGACUGCUGCUGCUACAUGCUGUGGCUCAACAAAGUCUAAUGAAAACUCACAUGUGUUAUGUCCCAAGUACAGCAGCAAAACCAUUGCUUCAUCAAAUGAGCCAAAAGGGAGUAGCAACAUGAAAUUAGUAUCUGACAAGCAGCCAAGUGUCGUUGGUUGUACCAAAAGACCUCGAAACACAAGAACUGGAGACGUUUCGACACGUAACCUGCAGAAUCUCUCAGUCACUCAUAUGGAGAAGGGCGUGCAUACAAAGCAAGCUGAUAAUACUUCUCAUUCUGAAUUACUUCGUGAAUGUCUAGAUAUUUGGAGAAGAAGAAGAUUAAGGAAGGAAAGUAGUGCUGAAGCUAAAAAACUAGAUCAAACAAGUACUGCGAGGCAUGAAUGGUCUGCUUCUUCUUGUAGCUCAGAAAGUGAUGAUGAAAAUGUCAAUGCAUCUGAGAGUGCUUCUGGGAACUCAGAAAGUGCGGCUGAAAAUGAUACUGAAUUGGAGAAUUCCCAAAAAUGUAGAGGUGCAACGCCGCUUGAUGGAGUACAAAACUGUGGUGAGGGAAGAGCAAUGAUAAAUACAGAGCAGCCCUUCAGAUGCCUCCGUGGUACAAACUACAACAAAAGCUCAGCCAAGCAAGGGCUGAAGUGCAAUCUGGAGGUUUCGCAAGAACCACAUCCAGGUGAAAUCAUGCAGCAAAAGGAAGAGAAUAAACUUCCAUGCUGUCUACCAUCAACUGUUCAUCCAAAUGGCAUGAUACAAACUAGUCAGAACAGUUGUUCUGAUACUAGCAAGAAACAAACUAGACGGAACAACUGGGCAGAUAUUAGUAAGUUAGAUCAAGCAGCUACUUAUCCUGAUAGUAGUGUGUAUCAGAAUGUUUCUCAGCACGAGACUGGCAAUCAUUUGGAUGAUGGGAGAAAAUAUAAAAUGGGCAUCGGCUGUCAAAUUAAAAGGAAAGCAGCACAAGGCGAUGGUGCCAAAUGGUUUGAACAAAUGCCCAGUUUGAUAACAGGUCCAACACUGCUGGAUCAAAAAAGUCUUGCAGUUUGCUCUCCUGAUGAUGGUAAUGUGAAGGUCUGUGGGUCAGAGUGUUCCAAUCAGUGCAGUAAAACUACUUUAGAAUUGGAGAAAGGAAAGAAGUCUGUCAAUUGCUCCAGUGGAACUGACUGCAGAGUCAUAAAAAUUUGUUCCAGUGGAGGUGAUUGCAGAGACAUCCAACAAGAUACCAUGAAUUGCAGAAGAAAGAGGCAAGUGUCUUUAUCUCUGGCAGACUCUGAAAAGGAUAAAGGAACAAAGGAAGAUUAUCAGCCACCUGGAGUUCUUGAAGUGACAUCAAAUCGACAGAUUUCCUGCCUAUCUGAUGUUGGCAUAAAAAUACCUGAUGUUGCUAGACCAGCUGAUUGCACCCCACGUUUUACAAUACCAGACUUAAAUUGUUUGCCUAGUAUGAUCGCAGAUGAAGAAGAAUUCGAGGAAUCUCAAGAAGUGAUUAAUCAAGUAACUGGGCAUGGUUCGGAACCACAUGAUGCUUGUCCGAGCCUUUCUGCCUUUAGUGGGCCUGCUGUGCAGGAAGAACAGUUUAAGCAACCAGAGAAGAAUGAAUUUGUCGGAGGAAUUUGCGCAAGAACGGUUGCAAAAGGUUCACGGAUCUCUGAUUCACAUAGUGCAAAGGGAGCGGUUAAUCAGGCAACUGGGCAGGAUACUAGUCAGAGCUUUUCCGCCUUUAGUGGGCCUGCUGUGCAGGAAGAACAGUUUAAGCAACCAGAGAAGAAUGAAUUUGUCGGAGGAAUUUGCGCAAGAACGGUUGCAAAUGGUUCACGGAUCUCUGAUUCACAUAGUGCAAAGGGAGCGGUUAAUCAGGCAACUGGGCAGGAUACUAGUCAGAGCAUUUCAGCCUUUAGUGGGACUGCUGUGCCGGAAAAACAGUUUAAGCAACCAGAGAAGAAUGAAUUUGACGGAGGAAGUUGCACAAGAACGGUUGCAAAUGGGUCACGGAUCUCUGAUUCACAUAGUGCAAAGGAAGCGAUUAAUCAGGCAACUGGGGAGGAUACAAGUCAGUGCUUUUCAGCCUUUAGUGGGACUGCUGUGCAGGAAAAACAGUUUAAACAAUCUGAAAAGAAUGAAUUUAGUGGAGGAAUUUACGAAAGUGAGAUUGCAAAUGGUUCGCGGAUCUGUGAUUCACAUAGUGGGCCACCAAAACUAAGUACUGAUGAAGAAAGUAUCACAGCAUUCAAAUGUGCCCUCGGCGAAUUCAUAAAAAAUAUCUUAAGGCCUCUGUGGGAAGAAGGCCUCUUAUCUCGUGAGGUCCACAAAAUUAUAGCGAGGAAAGCCGUGGAUAAAGUGGCCUUGACAUUGGGCCCAAAGGUGCCUCGUACAGAAGCAGCCAUCUUUAGGUUUUUUGCAGAGGAAUCUCAGAGCGUAGAACAACUCGUUCAGGGUUACUUGGAUAUAUACCUGGGAAAGCAAGUUCUUAAGAGAACUAUGCCUGGUAGUAUCUGACCAAUCACGGGAAACCCCAUGCAGGUUAUAACAAGUAGGCGUAAACUUUGCGCUAAAAGGAAGAUCUGUUCGAGUCAACGGAUGCCCACGAUGAGCCACUUUUACUUGUGAAGCACUUGUCUAAGUUAAAACAGGUCUGAUCUAAUAGAACACAAAUGGCUUAUACAGGGCGAUGCAGCCAAAUUUUGGUUUGUAGCGUGCAUUUCCAUUAUCUAGGUCUGUCUUCUCACAGUGUGCAAAUGUCGCGAAGAUGUCGAUGUACCGGCAUUUGGUUUUGUAACCUGCGCUUUCGCUUUGCUUAGAAUUACCCAUUAUUUGUUUAUUUAUUAUAUAGGAAAACACAGAAUCAUUACUACUGUAUUAUGUUCAGCUAGGCUCGGGGUGCAGGCCGGUAAUGAGACCCGGAUAAAACAGCACAACGCAACCCCUCCGCUAAAAUUGGCUAACAAAUGAGCUUGCCGUUA
Molecule: messenger RNA, 6176 nt
Organism: Triticum aestivum (bread wheat)
Lineage: Eukaryota; Viridiplantae; Streptophyta; Magnoliopsida; Poales; Poaceae
Exons: 6
Coding region: 2242-5712 (1156 amino acids)
Source: RefSeq, a predicted model, not a curated record